AUGAAGUCCUGGAUUCUCCAAUUUUUCAUUAUUCCUAUUCUUUCAAGUUCAGUUUCCUGGGUCAAAAUCACGGUAGCUUUGAUUUUUAUAGACUUCAGAAGUUUUGAAAUCUGAUUUCAAAUUCAGAAGCCAACGCUAAUAUGGGAAGAGAUGAAAGAAUCUGCGUCUGGGGAACGAAUAUUUUAUUGUGGGGAAUUCGAUGCAAAAUAUACGGUAGGUCGAUCAUAUUUUGAACUUAACUUAAAGGAGGCGAGACAGUUAUUGAGUUUUACUGAAACCACCCACGAAGCUUCUGAUUUAAAUAGGUCAAAUCGAAAAAUGAAAGUGAAAUAUUGAAGUUCAAAUCGUACUGUACGCGAAGUGGGCAAUUUAAAACAGAAUUAACGUAACUCGUAUUAACUUUCAUGUUUUCAGAAGUCGUUUACUAUUUUUUCACAAGAAGCUUCGAGGGAAACCGAGUCUAUGUGUCUUUAAAUAAUUCUGAAUUUCAAUUUAAAAAAUUUUCAGGGGAGAUAUCAUUGGAGAUUCAAUGGAUCCUCGAUUCUUCCGGAAAGAACACAGAUUCACAAAAAUCAGUUCACGUAAGUUCUGAAAACUGUAGAUCACACCCCUAAAUCAAAAACUUCUCACAAUUUUUUUUCCUAUCCAGGCUCCAAUCAAUUAGCUUUUUUUCCUCUUUUUCUUUCCCGAUGUCUAUCCUUUUAAUAUAUCCACCUGACCGCUCAAGAACACAUGUUUUUUUGUUCUUCAGUCAGGUUGGUCCAAAAACAUUGAUUGAUUAUAAUUGCCACAAAUUAAUGGGUGGUCUGUUGGCAUUCGGCCAAGGACAAAUCUCUUCAGAAAAAUGACUGAUGGAUUUGAAUUUGUUAUUUUUCAGAUUUUUAUCCGGCUCCAAUGCGAUUCGAAAUCGAUUGGCUGGAGAGUAUGAAUGUUGUAUUCGCGAAACUUUGGGAAAUGCCUGCUAUUCUCGAAAUCUCAUUGUUCAAAGUAAGUGGAAACGGGGGAAAUUCUAAAUCCAGGUUUAUAUGAGCUAUGACGUGGCAAAAUUUGAAAACUCCAAAUUUUACCGAAUAAAAAUUAUUUUCAAAAUUUCUUGUCAUCUCAAAAAUAGGCUGAAAAACAAACAACCUCGAAAACUUUUUUUUUGGUUUUUCGAGAUCUCAAAGCUUUGCCAUGUGGUACAUUUUUUCAGAUAAAACCUCGAUAAUCAAUGCGAAUCUAAUUGGUUUGGACGAUUUGAAAGUGGAAGAAGGUAGCACUUAUUAUUUGAAGUGAGUUUUUAUUUUUAACCUAAAUUUGUUGAUCCUUGAAAGGAAACCGAUAUGGCCUAGAAAACCAAAAUUACUGUACUAAUUUUCUCUUCCACGGCUCUAUUUUUCCAGACUUUUGGAUGUGAAACGAAUUGAAAAUGUUAAGUGUACACAAGAUGGCGAAAAUAUGGAUAAUUUCAAGUAUCCGGUAAGUUUUCUUUAAAUUUUUUAAAUUUGCUUCAUUUUAAAUUUGCAGCUCCUUGGAAAGAAUUCGAAAAAAUCAAUAGGAUAUCAUUUGAAAAUCGAAAAUAUCGAAAAAACGGGUCUCGUGAAUUGUGAAAUUCGAGUUCAAAACAAGCAAAUUGUUGAAAAAUCAUUUCUUAUUCGAUUUUUUGAUGAUGUUCCAAGUUUUGUGUCGAUUCAGGGCAAUUUGUUAGUUUUUGUGAUUGUUUUUGUAUUUAUUUUGAAUUUCUAAAAAAAAAAUAAAUAUUUUUGAAAAAACGUGACCUUCUGUCUUCUGAGAUCUCUUUUUAAAAAUUAGAUUAUUUCUAGUUUUUAUUCAAAUUUAAAAAUCGAAGCUUUUCAAAAAUGGAAGAAGAUCAUAAAGUUCGCGGUGGAAAAUUGGCAACAAAUUUCAUGGAAAAAGGUGCAAUUAUUGGCUCGAAAAGAGCAUUUCGAAUUGAAAAAAUGGUUGGAGGCGGAGGAUUCGGGCAAAUCUAUCGAGCAAUUGAUUUGGAAUCGAGAAUUGUGGUGGCGGUGAAAGUCGAACCAAAAUCAACUGAAUCCGGGAGAAUAGUAUUGGAGCUUAAUAUUUUGCUACUUCUCCAACAUUGUGUGAAUAUUCCAAAAAUUGUGAGUUCGGGGGAUUUAGGAGUGAUUAAAUUAAGUUAAUCAAUCAGUAAAUUUUUUGCAGUUCUACAGUGGCGAAGUCAACCGAAUGAAUUACAUCGUGAUGCAACUUUUGGGCAAAAAUUUAGGUGAUUUGCGAAAAUAUCAAAGACAUCGUACCUUAUCAAAUAUUACUGUAAGUGUUUUAGCGAAAAAAAACCCAUGCUGUCAUUGCGUAGUCUCGUUAGCAAAACGUGAAAAAAAUGUUGAAUGUUUGAAAAAAGCCGCAUGAAAUACACGUGUCGUCAUUGCGUAGUCUCGUUGACAAUACGUUUUUUUAGACAGCUCGAGUUGGAAUUCAAUGCUUACAAUGUCUAAAAGAAGUUCAUAACCUCGGUUAUAUCCAUCGAGAUAUAAAACCAUCAAACAUCUGUGCUGGAAUCGGAGAACAUAAAAGAAUAUUAUACAUCGUUGAUUUUGGAAUGGCAAGAAAAAUCAGAAAUGAUGAUGGAACAUUUCGUCCAGAGCGAACUUAUGCAUCCUUUCGCGGAACUACACGAUAUGUCUCAAUAACUGCGCAUGAAAGAAAAGAACAGGGUUUCGUUGAUGAUAUUUGGUCAUUAUUCUUCUCAUUGUGUGAAUUAUCCGAAGGUCUUUCUUGGAAAAAUCUGACCGAUCAAGAUGAAAUAUAUCUUGCCAAGAAAAUCAUGUUGAACAGAUUUCAAUCAAGGUUUGUUGUUUCUACUGUUGGAGAAACCUAUUUUAAUUUUGCCUUUUUUUCAGAAAACUUUCACGAUCUUUCGAAGCUUUUCCAAUUUUGCUUGAAAAAACUGAACGAACUGAAAUGCCAGAUUAUCCAAAACUCAUCGAAAUUCUCAAAACAAGUUGUCCAAACUUCGAAGAAUGUUCUGAAUUUGAAUGGGAUGCCGAGUCAGAGUUUUCUUAUUGA
Messenger RNA from Caenorhabditis angaria, 3027 nucleotides. NCBI's taxonomy places the organism in Eukaryota, Metazoa, Nematoda, Chromadorea, Rhabditida, Rhabditidae. The record is from the annotation of a GenBank genome assembly.